AUGGAUUCAACGAAAGACCAGAAGAAGAAUGUGGAGCGACUCGCACGGGUGCGCGAGAACCAGCGCAAGAGUCGAGCCCGGAAGCAGGAGUAUGUGAAUGAGUUAGAGCAGCGUCUAGCAGUGUAUAAAGAACAUGCUCAACAAAAAGACAUCGAGCACCGACUGGCAAUGCAAAAAGUCGAGGCCGAGAAUCAGCACUUGAAAGCUCUUCUGGGAUCACUGGGAGUGUCCAGUGCUUCUCUCCAGCAGUAUCUGCAGCAAGCGGAUACAGGAGCAAACACCAACCGGAAGGUUGCCAUCCCUGCUAUUCGGCGUGUAGAGGGAGAGACUCCUCUGUCUCCGCCACGUCGGGAUACUCGCAGAUCGAAUUUAUCAAUGGCAGUACCUCGCGUUUACAAAGAGGAACCAGCGGCAGCUGAAUUGCCAGCAGCGGUCAAUAGCACAUGUGCCCCGACUGUGGUUCAAUCAACAGAUCAGCCACCAAAGAAAACUCAGAAAGAAGAAAAUCCGGCUUUAUGUGGAUGUCGGUCCGAAGGACAGAUUCCGGAACCAGCGUCUGAUGAAGAUGUGCUCAAUUCGACACUGUGUGCUAUUGCAGAAGAAAUGAUCAAUCAAUAUAACACCAAAGGAAUCGAUGUUGAUGAGAUUCGACGAAGAAUUUGGUCUGGGUUCCGAGGAGGUGCAAAUGGCGCAGGCUGCAGAGUACAAAAUCAUAUUCUGUUUCAAGUGCUAGACGAUAUCAGCAGUGAUGUUUGA
Penicillium griseofulvum is the source of this 756-nucleotide messenger RNA. Its product is annotated as bZIP transcription factor. The record is from RefSeq and is a predicted model, not a curated record. The coding region runs from base 1 to 756 and encodes 251 amino acids. The transcript is spliced from 2 exons. NCBI's taxonomy places the organism in Eukaryota, Fungi, Ascomycota, Eurotiomycetes, Eurotiales, Aspergillaceae.